AUGGAUUCUAAAGGCAAUAUUGGAUUCUCCGAGGGGGAAUUCAACGAGUUCCCUAGGGGACUACCAGAAAACUGUGUGGAAUAUUUAUUAUUCGUUAUCGACAGUAAACUAGAAUCGCGCAAUCUUUUCUCGGAGCUUGAAAAUAUCCGAAAAGCAGCUACACAGCUCUGCGAUAGCAUUGCUAAGGAAUACAUAUGGCAACGAGAUUCUUUUCAACUCCGUAUUGAAAGAGAUCAGGAUCUGGUCUACUUGCAUGGGACCACAGACUACGGAGACUCUGUCGAGGAUGAAUGGCUCAUAGUCUACCUUCUUCGAGAAUUGACCAAAUCUUUUCCCAAUCUUUGGGUCAGAAUCUUCGACGAUGAUGGCGAAUUUCUGCUUGUCGAGGCAGCUAACGUCUUACCAAAAUGGUUAAGCCCGGAGAUAGAUAGCAACCGAUCAUGGAUACACGGUGGAAACCUCCAUCUACUUCCCCUGGCUGCAAGUUCGGGGGUGAAGCGACCGUUAUCCUUAACCGAAGCUGUUCGAUAUAUUAAAUCAGACCCCAACUCCCUAGUGCAUUCCGCAUUCAUCGAAGCCGAAGCUUUCUACAGGUUAGAGAAGUACCCUGGACAAAUCACAGAUUCGAUACACCGUUCGCUAGUUAAGAUACCUAGAAAGCUUGCUUAUAUAUUGCACGAAAAGCCUUCUACUAUUGCCCCUGCUAUCGAAGCGUUUUAUCUUCGGGAUCCAGUUGCAAUGAAGCCUCUCGCGUCACCUUCUGCGAAAAUACAUUUUCCCCCCGAGGACCUUGUAACCGUCAGUGUAAAGUUCACAAAGAUACUUUUCGCACAGCUCAAGUCUCAGCGUUUCUCGCCCCCUCCGAUAUGGAGCGCUAUAUUUGAAGCUGCCGAGAAGGAUAUUUCUAACGCAGAUGAUGAUCAAAAGAAUUUAGCGAGCUUGGAAAUGGGCAUGAAGGUAACAAGCGGCUUCGAGAUGCUUACUACUAACGCAGACACGAAAGAUAAUCGGCUUGCGCGUGAAUUUGCUAUGCUACUCGAAGAUGUUGAAGAAGACGGGGCUCAGGUGCUUCCGACUAACAAAGACAUUGAAACUUGGGAAGAUGUGCACAGAGAAGACGACGAGUCUUGGCUAGACAUCAACUUUGACGACUUCGAAGAUGAGCUGCAAGGAAACCGUGGGCCUCGAAGCCGGCCAAAGGGUGAAUUUGGCGAUCCUUCGGCGCAGGCAGAUUUGAAAAAGAUCGUAUCCCGUUUUGAGGCUUUCCUGAACGACGAAAGUGCCGGCGUAGAAGGUGCUGAAUUGGAAGAUAUGGAUGAAGAUGAUGAUAUCUCGGAUGAUGAGGAAGAUAGCGACGAUGAGGAUAAAGAAGUCAGUUUUGACGAAGAGCAGUUUUCGAAGAUGAUGAGGGAGAUGAUGGGACUGCCCGCUGUAGAGCCUACGAAUCCGGAGAAAAUUUCUAGGACCUCAACAUCCGUCGCUACACACGGUACUACUAUUGAAGAAGACGAAGAUGAUGCCAUAAGGCAAUUGGCUGCUCAGAUGGAAGCCGAAUUAAAAGAACAUGGUGCAUUAAAACUUGAUCCUCGGACCGGAAAACCGAAAGCAAUAGAAGCAAAAUAUGGAGGUGAUUCUAAGGGAAAAGGGAAAGCUACUCUAGAACAAAAAGUUGACAACGAAGAAGAGAGCAGUGAGGACGAGGACGAGGUUGAUGUUGACUAUAACCUCGCUAAGAAUCUGCUAGAAAGCUUUAAGAGUCAGGCCGGAAUGGCAGGCCCUGCAGGUAACAUUCUUGGUAUGAUGGGUUUACAGCUUCCCCGGGAUGAAGAUGAAGAGGAGGAGGAUUAA
Daldinia childiae is the source of this 1848-nucleotide messenger RNA. Its product is annotated as Protein SGT1 like protein. NCBI's taxonomy places the organism in Eukaryota, Fungi, Ascomycota, Sordariomycetes, Xylariales, Hypoxylaceae. Bases 1 to 1848 code for a protein of 615 amino acids. The transcript has a single exon. The record is from RefSeq and is a predicted model, not a curated record. Gene Ontology annotation, cellular component: nucleus.